AAAAAAAAAAAAUUUAAUUUUUUUUUUUAAAAGAAUAUAUAAAUAAAAAGUAUUAUUAUAAUAUUAUUAUUCCUUUUACCUUUUAAACAAAAAAUCAUAUCUUUUUUAAUUUUUGUCGCGUAUCAUUUUUAAUAAUGACUGAAACAACCACUAUACCAGCUAAAGAAGAUAAUAUCACUCCUGUUGACCCUGAAAAGAAGCCUGAGGUUAAACAAGAACCUGAAGCUAUUCAACCUGAAAAUGAAGUCUCUGAUUCUAAACCCGAAGAUAAAGUUAAAGAAAUUAAACCCAUUGAUAAUGGUUAUUUGCAGAAAUCUUCUAAAUUACUUGUGAUGAAACAUUGGAGUAGAAGUUACUUCGCUUUUGGAAGUGAUGGUCAUCCUAUUUCUAUACCCAAUCUUAAGACUUAUCAUAGGAAAAAUGUAAAAAGAGGUAUACCAAAACCAAACGUUACUGGAAAUACUUCUUCUAAUGCCGAAGUCAAAGAUGAUGAACCUUCAAAAGUUGAUGAUUCUACAAAAGUUGAAGAAUCUAAAAAACCUGAUGAAUCUACAAAAGUUGAUGAAUCUCCAAAAGUUGUUGAAGAAUCUCCAAAAGUUGAUGAAUCUCCAAAAGUUGAUGAAUCUCCAAAAGUUGAUGAAUCUAAAAAACCUGAAGAACCUCCAAAAGUUGAAGAAUCUACUUCAACUGAUAUUGUUGAAGAAGUUAAAGUUGAUGAUAAAGUAAAGGAAGAUGUGAAAGAAGAGAGUGAUAAAAAACAGGUCGAUGAUAAAAAAUCACCGGAAACCAAAGAUGAAAAACCCAAAGAUGAAGUAACUGUAACACCUUACGUUAAGAAAGUAUUCGAAAACAUUGCUCAUGCUUCUCAGACCGGUGAAGGCCUUCUAUUCUAUUUCAAAUCUGAAACUCAUCAAACUAUUCCUCAUGGUAUUAUUAACUUGAAAGAUGUAAUAGACGUUAUAGCACUUAAUGAACACAGUGGAAAACAAUUUGCUUUCAAAAUCGAAACAGAACAUCGUACUUUUGAACUUGCUGCUGAUAAAGAGGAGGAUCGUGAGAGUUGGAUAAAAACUAUCAAGGAAAAAGCUGAGAAAGCUAGAGAGUCACCUGUAACAGUUGAUGAAUCUAAGUUUAAUGAAACUUAUGAAAAACUUGUUAAAGGAACAGCUUUUACUGGUGAAGCAUCAAAACAUGCUGGUGAACUUUCUGAUGAACCAUUUUCUGGAGAUGAAGAAACUGCUGAUAAAUCAAGAUCUACUGAGACAAACAAACGUAAAUCUUUCCUUCCUUUCGCUUUUGGAAGAAAGUCUUCGACAAAUGAACCUAUUGCUGCUCCUAUAGUCGAAACUACUGAGGAUGAUAGUAAAGUUGUUGCUGAAAAUACUACGGAAGAAACUGAAGAGAACAAAACUGGUGAACCCAAAUCUCCUCUAAAGGCUAGUAAAUUCCUUUCCUUUUUUAAUAAAAAACCAGAAUCAACUCAAUCAACUCCCAAAGCUGAUGAAGAUAAAGCAAAACCUGCUGAGGAAACUACUAUUGCUGAAACCAGUAAUACUGCUGCUGCUACUACUAAUGGUGCAGAACAUCCUGAAGCUGAGAAGAAGAAAUUUAAUGUUACUGAUUUCUUCAGUAAGAAGACAACAAGCAGCAAAGAGACUAAAGAGACUAAAGAAACUAAAGAAACUCCAAGGGAAGAAAAUAAGGAGGUAACGGAACAAGUAAGAAGGCAACAAGCAGCAAAGAAACUAAAGAAACUCCAAAGGAAGAAAAUAAAGAGGUAACGGAACAAGGUGAACAGACUGAAAGUAAACCU
Rhizophagus irregularis DAOM 181602=DAOM 197198 is the source of this 1813-nucleotide messenger RNA. Lineage: Eukaryota; Fungi; Glomeromycota; Glomeromycetes; Glomerales; Glomeraceae. The record is from RefSeq and is a predicted model, not a curated record.